This is a messenger RNA of Trichobilharzia szidati, 852 nucleotides long. The record is from the annotation of a GenBank genome assembly. Lineage: Eukaryota; Metazoa; Platyhelminthes; Trematoda; Strigeidida; Schistosomatidae.
AUUGACUGUACUGUAGGUAUGAGACGGCGACGCAUGGUUGUGUAGAUGGAUUUACUUAACUCAGAUACAGAUUGUGUAAAUGUCGUUCGGAAUUAUUUGAGAAUUCAUGGCACGGUCUUAGAUGCUUCUUCAGAUUCUUGUAAAGUUGCAUUUCCAGCAACUUUUAUUCAUGACCAAACACGAUAUGGCAUUAUAGUUUCCCUUGUGCAAAAUAGUUCUUCAAAUCAAAGCGCCCUCUUCAUUUUUUCACGUGCCAAAAAUUAUGAUGAAACUGAAUUGACUGAUUUGGUGAUUGUGGAUAAAGACUCAUUUUGUGGAGAAAUAGAUUCUCGUGUUCACCUUCCAGUCUGCGGAAAACGCAUAAUCGAUGUUGUUGUCCAUACAACAGAGAAGUCGGCGAAUCAACAGGUUAAACUUUAUAUUGUAUCCAAUAAUGUGAAUAAUAAAAAUAAGAAUACAUCAGGGGAGUCUAAAGGAAACACAAGUGAUAUCGAUUCAGAUGUUGAUGGAGAUGAUGAUGAUAAUGAUAAAAGUUGUGCAAAGAAUACCGUAUUUUUGAAAAGUCUUAACGAUGUCUCUGGGGUAAAAACAAUUGAAAAAUAUCGAUUUCACCUAUCUCCUGUCAGUUUUACAUUAGAAUUUGAUCAGAUUAAAGAUGCAUUAGAAUUUCGUAAACAGCUUCUCAACUUAUCUUCAAUGAAAUUAUCUGAACUUGAGGACAUGUCUACAAUGUAUGAAGUUGGUCAAGAAGCUUUAACCACUCUCAAUACUUCUUCUUCUACAUCUUCUUGUAUUACUACUUCCACGUCGGAAGAAUUAUUCUGGUUAAAGAAAUAUUGGUAUGUUUAUUGA